UCUAUAUUCAUGCAUAACUGGAAGUAUAUGCAAGGAUUCCCCUUUUUUCAGUUUUUAAAACCCUUAUUCAAAUAAAUGAUUUGUAGGGGAGGAUGUGGUGCUGUUGAAGAGCGGUCAGCGAAUAUGCGGUUCGGGAGCUGCUUUGGGCACCGCGCCAAUCGUCCAGAAUAAAGCAUAUUUUCAAGUCAGCAUUCAACAGAAUGGGAUUUGGGGUAUCGGAGUGGCGACGCGUUCGGCAGUUUUGAAUUCAGUACCUGUGACUGCAAACUGUUGGGUUCUGCGAGAGGAUGGGCAAAUUGCUGCAAACGGGGAACUGCUCGGGAAGAUCGAUGAGCCAAUUGAGGAAGGCGAUUGCAUUGUAAGCAUUCGCUUCUUGAAAAGAUGA
Messenger RNA from Gongylonema pulchrum, 385 nucleotides. NCBI's taxonomy places the organism in Eukaryota, Metazoa, Nematoda, Chromadorea, Rhabditida, Gongylonematidae. The record is from the annotation of a GenBank genome assembly.